Messenger RNA from Aspergillus uvarum CBS 121591, 1654 nucleotides. RefSeq names its product BCS1 and AAA domain-containing protein. The record is from RefSeq and is a predicted model, not a curated record. Bases 19 to 1422 code for a protein of 467 amino acids. Lineage: Eukaryota; Fungi; Ascomycota; Eurotiomycetes; Eurotiales; Aspergillaceae. Gene Ontology annotation, biological process: protein insertion into mitochondrial inner membrane from matrix; mitochondrial respiratory chain complex III assembly. Gene Ontology annotation, cellular component: mitochondrial inner membrane. Gene Ontology annotation, molecular function: ATP hydrolysis activity; ATP binding. The transcript has a single exon.
CCACUGGCCCCAGACGCCAUGCUCGAGUUCGCUUUGCCCGGAUUCACAUUUCUGUCUCAUUUUCUAUUGACCCGCUUCGAUUUUGACCUGUCCCAUUAUUUUUUCAUUUUCCUCAUCAUCAUCAGUAUCCGCAUGGCAUGGCGGCAUUUCCUGCAAUUGUUUGUGACGCCACUAAGCUCUGCCUUGGUAUAUGUUAGUGACUCGUUCACUUGCAAAAUAGAGGUACAAGGCCAGGACAGCAUCUACAGAUACCUCAUGUACUGGGUGAUACAUCAUAGAUCCAUGGCUAGAGCCAAGCAUCUCCUUGCCAGCAACAUGCUGUCGGUCGGCGGUCGAUAUGUCCAUAUAAGAACCAGCCUUGACCCCAGCAAAGACAAUAAUGAGCUUGAGUAUCAGUCAGGAGACAAUUUCGAUGAAUGGUGGAGGAAAGUUAUCAGGCAACGCCAGACCCAGCCCUUGCACUUCAUUCCCUCCACGGAGGAGCAUCACUUCUUGUAUGCCAGCCCUUGGUACUCUUGGUGUUUCUGGCGCUGGAUCAAGUUCCAGCGCAUCAAAAGCAGCGAGGACACGUAUGUCAACGAUCGAAUCGUCAUCUCCUGCUGGGGACUGCCGCUCUGUAACUGGGGCAUAGGCAUGCUCAAGCAGCUGCUCGCCGAAGCGCAGCAGGCGUGGCUUGACAAAGACCAGGAUAAGGUCGAGAUUUGGAGUGCCCGAGGGGGAGCGUGGCACCCGUGUGAUGGGCGUGUUCCCAGGCCGCUGGACAGUGUGGUGCUUGACCAGGAAACCAAGGCUGGUGUCUUGGCUGAUAUUGCGAGAUUCCUCAUGAACAAAGCCGUCUACGAGGUGCGAGGGCUUCCGUAUCGCCGGGGCUACUUGCUCCAUGGCCCGCCUGGAACUGGCAAGACCAGUCUAUGUUAUGCCAUUGCCGGACACCUGAAGCUACCGAUCUAUGUGAUAGACCCCAGUUCGUCUUCUCUAGACGAGAACAGCUUCCGAACACUCUUUUCCGAAUUGCCCUCGAGAUGUAUCGUUAUGAUGGAGGAUGUGGACUGUACGGAUAUCACCAAGUCACGGGCACCUGGGCACGACAAGAACGACCAGAGCAUGAUGAUGCCUGGACGCCCCCUUACUCAGAACGGCAUUUCACUCUCUGUUCUUCUCAAUGCCAUCGACGGUGUAGAUGCAAGUGAAGGUCGCAUUCUCAUGAUGACGAGCAACCACGCCGAAAAGUUGGAUGCGGCACUGAUCCGUCCCGGACGGGUGGACAUGCGCAUCGAGUUCAAGUACGCGGCACGUGACGAGAUGGAGUCUUAUUUCAAGACGUUUUACUCGCCCCUACAUUCUGAGGCAUGUAAUGCAGAUCCAAAAUGGGGAGCGAGUGCCCAUGAUCACAUCUGGAGACGUCGACAGGCUGGCCUGUGACUUUGCCGCACAGAUCCCCUCGGGGCAGCUUACGGUUGCUGAGCUCCAGGGACAUCUCAUAGAGCACAAAGACGAUCCGCAAGCGGCCAUCAGGAAAGUAGAGGUACUGCUUCAGAAAACGAAGGCUCAGCGCGACGAGCGCGUCAAGAAGCAGUUGAAAGAGCAACAAGUGGAGAUGAAGGAGAGGGAGAAGACGCUGAGCAAGGAAAUAGAGAUGGAGAGAAGGCUGCAG